UAAGAUGGCCGACUCCGAUAAAAGUGGAGGAAGUACGGAAGUGGCAAACGAAAUAAUGCGUAAGAAAUCGGAAAGUGAAAAUACCAAACCGAAUAAUCAAGAUGAGGACAGCGAAAGUACCGAGGAACAGCCUCUGGACGUUGGCAUACAUUAUCUAGUCCGCCGAACCGAUAAUUCUUGGUAUCCAGGAGAAAUUAUCCAGUCUCGUUUUAAUGAGGUCGAAAGACAGUAUGAGUAUUAUGUUCAUUAUGAGGGAUAUAAUCGACGACUUGACGAAUGGGUACCAAGAGGAAGAAUUAUGUCCUCAAGAUUUAACCUGACAGAUGGGCAGAAAAUCCCUGAUAUUAAAGCAUGGAAAGAAAGACCUGUUAUUACAGAUUUACUCGCUGACAAUACUGACCGAAAAAUUACCAGAAAUCAGAAAAGAAGGCAUGACGAAAUUAACCACAUUCAGAAAACCUAUGCUGAGAUGGAUCCAACCACAGCAGCAUUAGAAAAAGAACAUGAACAAAUUACAAAAGUGAAAUAUAUUGACAAAAUACAGAUUGGUAGGUUUGAAAUAGACACAUGGUAUUUUAGUCCGUAUCCAGAAGAAUAUAGAAGACAGUCGAAACUUUGGAUUUGUGAAUAUUGUUUGAAAUAUAUGAGGCUUGAGAAAAGUUAUAGGUAUCACAUGAGUGAAUGUACAUGGAGACAACCUGUAGGAAAGGAAAUUUACAGGAAAGGUACACUUUCUGUGUAUGAAGUUGAUGGAAAAGAUCACAAAGUAUAUUGUCAAAAUUUGUGUUUAUUAGCCAAGUUAUUUCUAGACCACAAAACUCUAUAUUUUGAUGUGGAACCAUUCUUAUUUUAUAUUUUAUGUGAAGUUGACAAACAAGGAGCACAUAUUGUUGGUUAUUUUUCAAAAGAAAAAGAAUCUCCAGAUGGAAACAAUGUGGCCUGUAUUCUAACAUUACCACCUUACCAAAGGCAAGGCUAUGGAAAAUUGCUUAUAGCCUUCAGUUAUGAGCUAUCCAGGCUGGAAGGCACAGUCGGUAGUCCUGAACAACCUUUAAGUGAUUUAGGAAAACUCAGCUAUAGGAGUUACUGGAGCUGGGUUUUGUUAGAGAUAUUGAGGGAUUUUAGAGGCACUUUGAGUAUUAAAGAUCUAAGUCAAAUGACAAGCAUAACACAAACAGACAUCAUAUCUACGUUACAAAGCAUGAAUAUGGUAAAAUAUUGGAAAGGACAACACGUGAUAUGCGUGACGCCAAAACUAGUAGACGAACACAUUCGAUCCAGUCAGUACAAGCGACCUCGUCUUUGUGUUGACAGCAGUGCACUCAGAUGGACACCGAGACGACAUGUCAACAACAAAAUCGGAAAGAAGUGAUAACAACUUCAUUUUUUUUUAAUCUCAACAAACGUAUUUCUUUGUUAUAACAUCUGGAUUAUAACUUUUGUGAUAUGCUUCAAUUUUAUUUUUUUGUCUCGCAGACUAGUAUGUAGGUUAUAUAGAUUUUAGGAUUAUUUAAAAUGCUAUUUGAUAGUGUUUGAAAUGUACUGAAUUAUUAAGAUAUUUUUUAAAUGUCCUUUUUUGUUUUGAACAAUAAAAAAUG
This is a messenger RNA of Sitophilus oryzae (rice weevil), 1598 nucleotides long. RefSeq names its product histone acetyltransferase KAT8 (gene mof). Bases 5 to 1372 code for a protein of 455 amino acids. NCBI's taxonomy places the organism in Eukaryota, Metazoa, Arthropoda, Insecta, Coleoptera, Curculionidae. Gene Ontology annotation, biological process: regulation of DNA-templated transcription. Gene Ontology annotation, molecular function: histone acetyltransferase activity. The transcript is spliced from 7 exons. The record is from RefSeq and is a predicted model, not a curated record.